AUGGACGCAGAAGACCACCUGGAAGAAUACCCAAAAGCUACAUGGAAUUGGAUAAAUAGUAGUAUACAAUUCGCACACAACUACUUUGCUCAAAGAACCCGCGAAUAUUGUUCAUGGUCGCACGGCGCUGCCGAUUUCCACAUUUGCGCCUGUAGAAAGCACUUCAACGGUCGAGGGUUUCCAGAAAGCAAGAAAUGCUCUAGGGAGAAGCCACUACGAGAAGAUUAUUUCAUCAGUCGUGCGCGAACAGGAAAAUAUCUCAUAUCAUCUGAGGCUGUGGUUGGAGUUAUGCCUGGUCGAGCGGCUCGUACUCGUCAUUUGGCUUGGUAUGAUGCCCAGCUUUGUGCUCGUCUUGGGACCCAUGGAAGCUUGAGUAAAGGAGGGGGCUCGCAGACUAGUGAUCUAAAACCUCUCAUGGAAAGCAACGAAAAAAAUGUUGAUUCAAGCUAUAAUCAAUCAAUGGUUAAAACCGAAAAUCCCAACGAUGCAACAUACACACCGGCCAGAACAGAAGAGGAAUUCGACUUGUCGCAUAUUGAGAACCUCACGAUUAGGGCUGAUUGGAACUUCGAGGCUGCUCUAAGGCCGAGGAAUGCGGGAUCUUUUUCGAAUAAUAGAAAGGAAGUGCUAACGAAUAAAAAUCGCAGAUUGGAUAUCCGAGGUGAUGGCGAAGUCACAAGGCUGGGAGCGGGUGAAUCUUAUAGACCUAAUCAUAACCGACGUUCACCACCGCGAGCCGAUACUUUCAGAUCCGAUCGCGACAGAGAUAGGUCACCUCGCAGAGAUCGACGAACUCCACCUUUAUCCAGCGACAGUUAUCACCCUAGCGCACGAGACCGUUCUCCAAGGCGUAGGUCAAGAACACCACCAUACCGCGCAAGAGACCGGUCACCACCUCGAGAUAUGACUUGGCGUGGUAGACCCCGAUCUCCACUUCGAGGUGGUCGAACUCCAAUAAGAGCCAGAACUCCAAGAAGAUUUUCUCCCAGACGAGAUGAUGACCGCAGAGAUCGAUUAAGGUCGCCAAGAAGAGAUGAAAGGCGCCGUUCAAGGUCACCUUUCGAUCGCAAUCGCACACCUAUUCGACCUAGAUCCCCCAUCAGAGCUAGAUCCCCACUUCCUCGAAGAUCACCGCCUCCAGGCCCAAGAGGUGGAUCUUGGCGUCGCUCCCGCAGUCGCGACCCCAGAGAUGUUCGCACUCCCCUCGGUCCAAGUUCGCAAACAUGGCGACGUCGUUCACCUUCACCUAUACGCCGAAGAUCACCAUCCCCGAUCAGGCGUCGAUCUCCUUCACCAGCACUUCGUGAUUCGGAAAGAUCAUCAGGUAGAAGUUCUGGCACCAAUUCUCGUCGAUCAUCUCCGCCUGUUCACCCUAGCAGACAAGCUUUAACGCAAGCAGCGACUCGUGAAGCAAUACGUUCUCCAGUACCUGUCAGAGAUCGAUCACCCACAGGGUUGGCAUACAGACAAGUAAAACAAGAGAGAUCUGCUUCGAAGGAUCGCUCACCAAUUCGUCCCACGGCUCCAAGAUCGCCUCCUAGAGGACCAGCGGCAACUUUCCGAGCCCCAACCGGGCCUAGUGGCGGUCGCAACUUCGCUGCGCCUAUUCCAUCUGGUCCUUCUUCAAACUAUAAUUCGAGAUCUAAUAGUGCUUCAGAGGGUAAUGGUCACAUCGCUCCUCCAUCUGGCCCACGUGGUUACGCUCCACCUCGUGGUCCUUCCGCUUCAUUGAGAGGUGGUCGGCCAUCAUUUAGCAACGAGCGCCACAGUCGUCCAGAUACCUCAUCGUGGGGAGCAGCACCACCAGCUCGACCCAACACAGAUAUAAACUCAAGAACAAAUCUGCCACCACCCCGUCCUCCACCAAGUGUCUCUCCUUCUCCAGCAAGAGAAACCCCACCUGCUGCACCAACAGGCCCUUCCGGUAUACCUACAGGUCCCCGCGCAGGCACAUCAGUUUCGUCUCGUCCCUCUCUUCAACAUUCCUCCAGUAUAUAUCAUAGCCGCGGUUCUAUUUCAGGUCCAUCAUCGGGUCCUCGUAUUCACCCAGCCAUGGUAGGCAUUCCACCCAUCAUACCUGGGGGAAGAAUUGAUCCAGCAGCUUCGGGUAUCCCCACAGAUCUCGCAGCUCGUCUCAAGAAGAAGGAAGAGGAAGCGGAUAUUCUAAGAGACGAAGUUAAACAGAAACAAGAAAAACUUAGGAAGGGAUUGAAGCAUUGGGAUAGAUUGAGUCGGGAAAGUGCAAGUAUGGGCCUGAAAAGCGAGUUGAGUGAGAGUCAUUUGAGGAUUUUGGCCGGCGAGGGCGUUGGUGGAAAAGCGUUUUGA
Messenger RNA from Botrytis fragariae, 2325 nucleotides. Its product is annotated as putative serine arginine repetitive matrix protein 1 protein. The coding region runs from base 1 to 2325 and encodes 774 amino acids. The record is from RefSeq and is a predicted model, not a curated record. NCBI's taxonomy places the organism in Eukaryota, Fungi, Ascomycota, Leotiomycetes, Helotiales, Sclerotiniaceae. The transcript has 2 exons.